Molecule: messenger RNA, 1150 nt
Organism: Dromiciops gliroides (monito del monte)
Lineage: Eukaryota; Metazoa; Chordata; Mammalia; Microbiotheria; Microbiotheriidae
Gene: ANKRD45
Product: ankyrin repeat domain 45
Exons: 8
Coding region: 151-1047 (298 amino acids)
Molecular function (GO): protein binding
Source: RefSeq, a predicted model, not a curated record
CUUAACUUCUCAUUGUCCCUUCAAGAAUAUCAGAGUGGCAAAGUAGCUGCUAAUCUUCACUGGCAGAAUAAACUCCCUCUGAGGCCGCCGUCAAAUUCUGCCUUAGAGGCUGACGAAUUAAGCAAGUGACCCUGGGUGUCAUGCAAGACAAUGGAUCCAUUACCAGAACCAGAGCUUCUUCCCAAGGAAAUAGAAGUCUCCGAAGAUCCAGAAACUUCUGAGAAAUCCGAGGAAAUACCUGGUUUAAAUCCUCUUCUUCGACAUAUUCUUACAGGAAACAUAGAUCGACUGCAGAGGAUUUUUGAAGACCCAGAAGAUCCCUAUCACUCUGAAGCCAUGCAGCUAGUCAUGGAAGAAGAUGUCAUUGGUAGGAACUUGUUGUUUACAGCAUGCAUGGCUGGACAGAGUGACGUGAUUAGAGUAUUCGCAAAAUAUGGUGUCAACCUGAAUGAGAAAACGGCUAGAGGUUACACACUCUUACACUGUGCUGCAGCCUGGGGCCAAGUGGAGACUUUGAAAGCCCUGGUGGAUAUGGAAGUUGACGUUGAAGCACUGACCUUCCGUAACGAAACAGCCCGGGAUGUGGCUAUUCGGUACUCCCAGACGGAGUGUGUGGAUUAUCUAGACUUUGCAGAACUUGGCCAGAUCACAUUGUCAUUUCUAGUGGGCUUCUCUUCUAGUGUUCAGCUGACAUCACAGCACAGAGUUGAAGCAGAGGAAAUGACCAAGAAUUUGCUGAGGUUCAGAGCUCUACUCUUGGGCAUGUUUGACAGGUCAGCCUAUAAAAACCCACAGAACUUGAAGAAAUUAAGUCCAUUGCAUAAGAUCCAGGCAGUCCUUACAGAUCCAGAGAAGGCACCUGGAAAGAUGAACAAGGAAGGACAAGGUUUGCUCGUCAGUGCUUGCCGUGCCAAAACAGAGUGGCUUGAGCUCCAUCCAGACGCAACCGUAGAAGAGCUUCUUGAGCAAAAGCAACAACUGGAAGACCUUGUGAAUCCUAUUUUUGUGAAAAUGGCCACUCCACGUCCAGUGAAAAGUGCCAAAUGAUUCUACCUUCUCAUGAAUAUAUAUUUAUUUACAUAAACAUAUUUUUAAAGAAGCACUUUCUUUUAACAUUCCAAAAGGAAAACCAUCAAGUACUAUUGGAAGU